This is a messenger RNA of Eriocheir sinensis (Chinese mitten crab), 1096 nucleotides long. RefSeq names its product adenylate cyclase type 2-like. Gene Ontology annotation, molecular function: adenylate cyclase activity. Gene Ontology annotation, biological process: cAMP biosynthetic process; intracellular signal transduction; adenylate cyclase-inhibiting G protein-coupled receptor signaling pathway. The transcript has 7 exons. The record is from RefSeq and is a predicted model, not a curated record. Lineage: Eukaryota; Metazoa; Arthropoda; Malacostraca; Decapoda; Varunidae. The coding region runs from base 29 to 1081 and encodes 350 amino acids.
AUGUGUGUUUUGUUUUCCUUUUACAGGCAUGGAGCUUCGUCAGGUAUACGAGCGAUACCAGGCGAGGCUGCGACUGACUGCCUUCCUUGGUGUAGUGGUCCUGUCCUGGCUGGCGGCGGUAGUGCUACUGGGCCCCCUCGCCCACAACAGACAGGCCUCGGCGUGGCCUCCAUCUGCUGUCCUCCUUGCCAGCUAUGCCGCCCACCUCUUGCUCCUGCUCGCCGCGGCACAGGUACUAAGUGGCCACCUGCCCUGGCUCGCCACGCUGCUGGGCGUCACCUACUGGGUGGCCACGGCUGGGGUGGUGGUGGGCGUGACAGUGCUGCACCCCCCACCUACCCCGCCCCACCUCGCGCCGCCCACCUUCCUUCUCGUGCUAGCAACCCACACUGCUCUGCCCCUCAGCCGCCCCCACGCCCGCGUCCUCGCUGCUCUCACAUCCUUCCUCCCCAUUACCUCCAAGGCUGUGGAUCCAGCCCUCACCUGGAGCCUCACGCAGGUGUUGGGGUGUUGUCUACUGGUGGGGGCUGGCCAUGUGCUGGGCUGGUGGCUCGACUGGGAGGCCGCCCACGCCCAUGCUCACGCUCGCGCCACCACCCGAGAGGUGAUAGAAGCGCGAGUGAAGCUGGCGUGUGACAGGGAACAGCAAGAGACACUCCUUCUCUCCGUCAUUCCGGCUUACAUUGCUGUGGAGGUACGGAACCGUCUCAUGUCUCGCCUGGCCGGUAAGUGCCAGCAGGUUGACGCGCCCGCCCAGCCCAGGAAGCAGUUUCAGGACUUAUACGUGCAGCGCCAUAACAACGUCAGCAUCCUGUACGCAGACAUCGUCAACUUCACACCACUUUCGGAACAACUCAGCGCCUGCGACCUGGUGAACACACUAAACGAUCUCUUCGGCCGAUUUGACCAGAUAGCUAAGGAAAACCAGUGUCUUCGUAUCAAGAUCCUUGGGGACUGUUACUACUGUGUAUCCGGUCUGCCCGUGUCCCGCCCAAACCACGCCAUCAACUGCGUCAAGAUGGGACUCGAGAUGAUACAGGCCAUCAGGUUAGUGAGGAGAGUGGAUGUAAUAAGAACAUAAGAACAUAAGAACCUA